Messenger RNA from Belonocnema kinseyi, 762 nucleotides. Its product is annotated as acyl-coenzyme A synthetase ACSM2B, mitochondrial-like. The record is from RefSeq and is a predicted model, not a curated record. Gene Ontology annotation, biological process: fatty-acyl-CoA biosynthetic process; long-chain fatty acid metabolic process. Gene Ontology annotation, molecular function: long-chain fatty acid-CoA ligase activity. The coding region runs from base 1 to 762 and encodes 253 amino acids. Lineage: Eukaryota; Metazoa; Arthropoda; Insecta; Hymenoptera; Cynipidae. The transcript has 3 exons.
AUGCCAAUAACCAGCAUUGAGGCUCAGAAGCGAGGAAGGGGCUCUGACUCCCUGACGGUGAUGGUGACGGAUACGAGUUACCCGGACUCACUGCACACUACAGAGCAAUUUGAGAUCUUCAGGGAGGUUACUUGGAGAGUCGAGACAAGGCCUUACAAAGGCAUAGAGUUAAGGAAGAUUGACUAUGAAACUGGAAAAACUUCCAAACAUAAAAAGUUAGCCGAGGAAAGCAUUCGUUGUGCAAUUUGGUUAAAAAAGCAAGGCAUUGAAUCCGGUGAUGUUGUUGCAAUUUGCUCUGAAAAUAAUAUUGCAUCAUGGGCUCCCGUUUGCGCAGUUUUUUACCUGGGUGCAAAUUUAAAUCCUUGGUACUAUGACUGGCCAUCUGACACAUUUAGGUAUCUUCUCAAUUUAACAAAACCGAAAAUUGUGUUUGCGAAUGAAAAAAUGGGUAGGUUGCUCAAUAAAAUAAUUGAAGAGAAGAAUAUUGAUAUGAAGAUUGUAAUUUUUGGCAAAGUUGACGGACUCCUGCCUUUCGACGAUAUCAUAAAUGAUCAGAGUCCAGACGAAGUUGAACAAUUCGAAUGUCGGUCUGCAAAUCCUCAUGAUGAUUGUGUCGUUUUAUUUACAUCAGGCAGUACCGGCGGUUUGCCUAAAGGUGUACAACAUACCUACGAAGGAAUAUUCUACAUCUGCUACACAUUUAAUACUUCAUUUAGCAAGAUAGAAGGAAUGGCUUCAAUGUGUCCUUCACCCAUGUAUUAG